Perkinsus marinus ATCC 50983 is the source of this 726-nucleotide messenger RNA. RefSeq lists its product as hypothetical. Lineage: Eukaryota; Perkinsozoa; Perkinsida; Perkinsidae. Bases 1 to 726 code for a protein of 241 amino acids. The transcript is spliced from 8 exons. The record is from RefSeq and is a predicted model, not a curated record.
AUGUGGGAAGUGUCCGAGCUGAAGCCGGUGUCGACUUUCCAGAUUGAUAUGCAUCUUAAGAAACCAAAACUCACUCUCAGGGAUUUCGAACUCUUAUAUGUUCGUGGGAAAACUGACACGACAGCGCAAUCUCCAAGACGACUGUAUUUAUAUCUUCUUUACAGAAUGAUCGAUAAACGGGCUUUGCAAUUCUGUCGGAGGAAAUUGGGUGAACGGAGGAAAGCAGUGACCAGUCCGAGCUCGCGCUCAGCUAUACGGAUACAUCGGAAACCGAGCGGUAUGAAUGGCGAUGACUUAUUCACGUUUCUUUAUCCGAUCAUGUCUACUGAGGAUCUCAUCACAUGGAUGACGAGACUUUUCCCGCGACAUCUCGAAGAUUUUCAAGAGUAUUUCACGAAAGAUGGCGCUGUGAUAGAUGAGGAUAUUAUGACGACAAGCCACUUCGUUCAACUAUUCAAAUCGGUUUUGUGGAACCGCUGUAAUUUGACUUUCAUUGACCGCCGUGCUGAGAGGCCUGAGAUACCGAUACCACCACGUUCGUUGACAGCUCAAGAGAGAUACUACUCCCGGUGUCGUGAAAUUCGUCAGCAAACGUACGAGCGAAGUCUACUAGAUCGUUUAAAGGUCGAGCCAGCUCCGAAGCCUUAUGUUCAGAAGUUCCCAUUGAGAAAGAGUGUAAUGGAAAUCGAAGGCGCCGCUCGAUCUGUGGAACUCCUUACCACCUGA